Messenger RNA from Oldenlandia corymbosa var. corymbosa, 3654 nucleotides. Lineage: Eukaryota; Viridiplantae; Streptophyta; Magnoliopsida; Gentianales; Rubiaceae. The record is from the annotation of a GenBank genome assembly.
AUGGCGAUGGCGUUGACGGGUGAUGACCUGGCAAGGACCAGCAGCCGGAGGAGCGGUUGGGCUUCCUCCAGUUUCCGGGACGCCUUGCAGGCUCCGCCGGACCGGUCCUUCGCCGACAGCAGUGUCCACGAGGAAGACGAGGAGCAGCUUAAAUGGGCCGCGAUUGAGAGGGUGGGAAUUGAGGUCCCAAAAAUUGAAGUGAGGUAUAAUAAUUUUUCGGUUGAGGGAGAGGUGUAUAUUGGUUGCAGGGCACUUCCUACUUUGCUGAAUACUACUCUUAAUGUUCUUGAGAGUGCUUUGAGAGCAAUUCAUCUUGUUCCCUCCAAGAAGAAAAAAGUUACCAUACUCAAAGAUGUCAGUGGAAUUGUCAAACCGUCCAGGAUGACACUUCUUCUAGGUCCUCCAGGUUCCGGUAAAUCCACAUUGCUGCUGGCACUUGCAGGGAAGCUUGAGGAUGAUCUUAAGACAUCUGGAAAAGUUACAUAUUGUGGUCAUGAGAUGAAUGAUUUUAUCCCCCAAAGAACUUGUGCCUACGUUAGCCAACAUGAUCUUCAUCAUGGGGAAAUGACAGUAAGGGAGACAUUGGAUUUCUCUGGACGAUGUUUGGGCACUGGUGCACGACAUGAUAUGCUAGCUGAACUCUCACGACGUGAGAAAGAAGGAGGAAUCAAGCCAGACCCUGAAAUUGAUGCAUUCAUGAAGGCCAUAUCUGUGUCAGGUCAAAGAACUAAUGUGGGCACAGAUUAUGUUCUAAAGCUUCUUGGAUUAGAUAUCUGCCCGGAUAUAAUGGUUGGUGAUCAGAUGAGACGAGGUAUUUCUGGUGGCCAGAAGAAGCGUGUUACAACAGGCGAAAUGUUGGUUGGGCCAGCAACAGCUAUCUAUAUGGACGAGAUAUCCACUGGAUUGGACAGUUCCACCACUUUCCAGAUAGUAAAUCACAUGAAGCAUAUGGUUCACAUCAUGGAUUUAACCAUGAUUAUCUCUCUACUGCAACCCGCACCUGAGACUUAUGAACUCUUUGAUGACAUAAUUUUGCUGUCAGAAGGUCAAGUUGUCUAUCAGGGGCCACGUGAACAUGUCCUGGAUUUCUUUGAGUACACUGGUUUCAAAUGCCCUACAAGGAAAGGAGUUGCUGAUUUCCUUCAAGAAGUUACCUCCAGAAAGGAUCAACCGCAAUAUUGGUCCAAGAAAGACCAGCCAUAUAGGUACAUAUCAGUUCCUGAAUUUGUUGAAGCCUUCAAAAACUUCCAUGUUGGCCAACAAGUUUCAGACGAGCUUCUUGUGCCUUAUGAUAAAACUAAAACUCAUCCUGCUGCUUUAGUGAAAAAGAAGUAUGGGCUCUCAAAUUGGGAAAUAUUCAGAGCCUGCUUUUCAAGGGAAUGGCUACUGAUGAAACGCAACUCUUUUACAUACAUUUUUAAGACUGUUCAGAUAACCAUCAUGGCUGUGGUAGCAUCUACGGUCUUUCUUAGGACACAGAUGCCACAUGGCAAGUUGCAAGAUGGCGGGAAAUUUUUUGGAGCUCUCUUUUUCAGCCUCCUGAAUGUAAUGUUUAAUGGCAUGGCUGAACUUGCCAUGACAGUUUUCAGGCUUCCUGUGUUCUUUAAACAAAGGGAUUGCCUCUUCUAUCCAGCAUGGGCUUUUGGUUUGCCUAUAGCUUUGCUCAGGGUCCCUCUAUCUUUUAUGGAAUCAGCAAUAUGGAUCAUCCUCACGUAUUAUCCAAUGGGGCUUGCUCCAGCUCCUGGCAGGUUCUUCCAGCAAUUCUUGACAUUCUUCUGUAUACACUCAAUGGCUCUCUCCCUUUUCCGAUUCAUCGCAGCAGUGGGAAGAACACAGGUUGUAGCCACCACAUUAGGUACUUUCACCCUGCUAGCGGUCUUUGUGUGCGGAGGAUUUGUUGUUUCAAAAGAUGACCUGAAGCCAUGGAUAAGAUGGGCCACCUAUCUUUCUCCUAUGAGCUAUGGACAGAAUGCCAUUGUCAUGUCUGAGUUUCUUGAUGACCGAUGGGGUGCACCUAAUCUGGAUCCCCGAGUCGACGCUCCAACCAUUGGGAAAGCCCUCCUCAAAUCAAGGGGAUUCUACACUGAAGAGUACUGGUACUGGAUAUGCAUUGGAGCACUUGUGGGCUUCUCCUUUCUCUUUAAUGCUCUAUUUAUUGCAGCACUCACAUUCUUUAACCCUUUGGUUGAUGGAAAGACUGUUAUCUUGGAUGAUGAUGACAAAGACAACAGUUUAUCCUCUCCGCAAAUGACAGAGGCAUCUGAAGGGAAAAAAUUGAAAGAGGAAAGUUCUAAUCGCCCUGAAGCUACAGGGCAAUCCAAGAAAGGAAUGAUUUUGCCCUUCCAACCACUGUCUCUUGCUUUCAACCAUAUGAAUUAUUCAGUUGAUAUGCCAGCAGAAAUGAAAAGCCAGGGAGUCCAAGAGGAUCGUCUGCAACUACUGCGUGAUGUUAGUGGUUCUUUUAGACCUGGUGUACUGACAGCACUUGUUGGAGUGAGUGGAGCCGGAAAGACAACUUUAAUGGAUGUUUUAGCUGGACGAAAGACUGGAGGUUACAUUGAAGGAACCAUCAGCGUUUCAGGUUAUCCAAAGAACCAAGAUACAUUUGCCCGAAUAAGCGGAUACUGUGAACAAAAUGAUAUUCAUUCACCCUAUGUCACUGUGUAUGAAUCUAUCUUGUACUCUGCUUGGCUCCGUCUUCCUUCUGAAGUAAAACCAAGCUCUCGAAAGAUGUUCGUGGAGGAAGUAAUUGAACUUGUUGAGCUCAAUCCUAUAAGGAAUUUGUUAGUUGGCCUCCCAGGAGUUGAUGGUCUCUCGACAGAACAGAGGAAACGGUUAACAAUAGCUGUAGAGUUAGUGGCAAAUCCCUCCAUAAUUUUUAUGGAUGAACCAACAUCUGGCCUUGAUGCUAGAGCUGCUGCCAUAGUUAUGCGAGCAGUGAGGAACACCGUGGACACUGGUAGAACCGUUGUGUGUACUAUUCAUCAACCAAGCAUAGACAUUUUUGAAUCUUUCGACGAGCUACUCUUGAUGAAGAGAGGAGGGCGUGUCAUUUACGCAGGGCCUCUUGGUCGCAACUCAGACCAGCUUAUAGAAUAUUUUGAGGCUGUCCCUGGAGUGCCAAAGAUUAAAGAUGGAUUCAACCCUGCUACAUGGAUGUUGGACAUUAGUGCUCCAGCAGUUGAAACUCAGCUGCAAGUUGAUUUUGCUGACUUAUAUGCUCGAUCAUCCCUUUAUAAGAGGAAUGAACAACUGAUACAAGAACUUAGUACCCCUGCACCAGGUUCCCAGGACCUUCACUUCCCAACCAAGUAUUCACAGUCAUUUUCAACUCAGUGCAGAGCUUGUUACUGGAAGCAAAGAAAAUCAUACUGGAGGAAUUCAAGAUACAAUGCUAUCCGUUUCUUGAUGUCAGUAGCAUGUGGCGUCAUCUUUGGUACUAUGUUCUGGCAAAAGGGACAAAAAACAGGAAAAUUACAAGAUCUAAUGAAUCUUUUGGGAGCUAUAUAUUCUUGCAUCCUCUUCUUAGGAGCCACCAAUGCCAGCUCCGUGCAAGGAGUUGUUUCCGUGGAGAGAACAGUGUUUUAUCGGGAAAGGGGAGCUGGGAUGUAUUCCGCGAUCCCAUAUGCCUUAGGACAGGUAAAGGAAAACUGA